This is a messenger RNA of Spirometra erinaceieuropaei, 6636 nucleotides long. NCBI's taxonomy places the organism in Eukaryota, Metazoa, Platyhelminthes, Cestoda, Diphyllobothriidea, Diphyllobothriidae. The record is from the annotation of a GenBank genome assembly.
AUGAUUGAGCCGGACGCCUCAACUGACAAACUUGGAAAGGAGUAUCUGGAUGAACCAAUAGAGUCUCCGAUUGCCGAAACGGAUUUAACCGUAGAUGAGGCUCUCGAAGCUGAGGCUGAGGCCGAUAAGCUCUCCUCCGUUCCCCUCAAGGACAUCCCAACAUUAGUAUAUCAAAGGCGGCCGCCAGUCAUCCCCGCCUUACUAAGCAAAUUAAGGUUUCUUGUUCAUUUGUCAUUGCGGAAGAAUGGUCUCUACUUCCUGCCAAAUAUUUUUGAUAGACUCCGUCAUUUAAAGCGUCUUUAUUUGAGUGAUAAUAAUCUACGAAAGCUCCCUUCGACGCUCUACUCCUGUCACGCCCUGACGCACUUGGAUUUAAGUCAUAACAAAAUGUCCUCCCUGGAUGAACGAAUAACAAAUUUUAAGCAUCUAAAACUGCUUUACUUGGGCAACAACAAUUUUCCCCUCUGCCUUCAAGAAAUCAUCAGAAAUGCUAACAUCGAAGGGCUUUUUAAGUGGGUCAUAGCGGAAUCCGAAAACUCCCGUAAGUUCUCUCGCCGUCCGGCCUUCUUGUUUUUUUCUUACUCUCCAGAUAAACGUUACUCAUUUCUUUGACUUUUUCAUCUUGCAGUUAUAGUCUAAUUUUUGAACCACUGUAUAGAUGGUUAUAAAAUUGCGAGAUAUGCGGUUUAAGCCGACUACCUAAAACGUGAAUGCCAAGGACCGUGGUUCCUAUAAAAUUGGCGAAUUUCCAGAUAAGUCUUCACAUUUGCCCUAAUUAUCAGGGGCUUUCUCCUCAAGCACCUUUCACUAACUAUAUCUUAUCAGUCAUGCUUCAUAAGGUAGGCAGAUUCAGCGUAAGUAACUAAAGGUGGGUGUUUGACCUGUCUCUCCGCCUCUACGAUAGCUCACAAAAUAGUAUAAGUCAUCUUUUAUUAUAAUCGUUCUAAGAUAACUAUGUGUUGUUUUCUACUACACUGGCAGAAGUUUGGGUUUAGAUCACCAAUUUAUUUGGUAGGACCGGUAAAUCGUUAAUAGGUCAGGCUAAUUGAAUCACCUAGAUAAAUUCAUCGGAAAGCCUUCAGUGUUUGAAUUCCUUUUAUUAACCUAUACUAGUUUUACUACAAGAUUUUCAAAAUUUCAAAUGGCAUAAUUGUGUUUUCAGCUACGUGCACCAUGUCAUAUCAUUUUAGUAUCAUGCCACAGUAUUCGGUCUAGCCUAGAACAGGGACAAAAUCAGGAGUAAACUGAGACAAUCUCUUUUUAUGGUUUAUUAAAGCCUUUCUCAUUCAGUCAUUAUCUGCGAUUCUUUAGGAACUGACAGCUCUGAGGUUUGAUAUGUUACCACUUCUUCACUAUCUCUCCUAUACCAUUUCAUCUUUGCUUACGCUGGGAAAGUGAACAGACCGGCGUUCGCUUAAUCUAAUGAGAAUUAACACCAGAAAGACAGGGGUACUAAAUAUUCCGUACAUCUAGACAGAGUCUGGCAGGCAGCUAGAUGCUCUUCAAUUUUCGUCCAUUGAUCUUCUGUUAUUUCCACUAUGUGGACCGUUUGCACGAAGAAUGGUGUGUCGUUGGUUCUGCUAAUAUAUAAUGGACAAGGUUAUUAUUUUAUGAAUGAGGAAAUUCAUAAAUCUAAAACUAAAAUUGUUUACGUCCAUCCGCGUAUUUGUCUAACACUAGAGGACCGAGCGUGUGCGGCCCAGUGGAUGGUCAUCCACUAGUAAUAUAUGCCGUCCCUUUCGUGGCUGGUUUGCUGUGAGUAACCAAGCGACAGUUGAUUGCAAAUAAUAACCGGUUAGCCUUUCUUACUAAAAGGCUUUGUGUUUUAGAUAUGAUCAAAUGAUUACUUGGAGAACGGUCGUACUUUUAAGUCUUUUUCAAUGAAGUAGUUUUAUUUACCCGGAGAUCUGAAUCUUUGGUCUUUUGAGGGAAUUUUAUUUUUUGAACUCACACGAAAUUACGGAUCUUUUUAUCAUGGAUUGGAUUUAGAAACGGCCAAUAUUCAUAAUAUUAAUUCUUUGUUUUUCGAGAGGGUCAUAUUUUAGUCGCCGAGUCUUGAUUUUGUAAUACCGACAAUUUGAGGAUGAGCCAUAUGUUGACCACAGCUUAUUGUGAUUCGAAAAUUGGCUGUAUGGACGUAUUAACAGUUAGACCAGCGCAAACGAGUCAUCCUGUAAAACGAUGACUUAUCGGAUUCUGCAAUCUGUUAGGACAGAAAAGGUAAACAUACAUUUAAAAAAUAUUUUCCCCUGCUAAAGGGCACUAUAUACCCGUUAGAUUUAAAAGAUGCCUUAGUCUUCUCCGUUUCUUAGAGCGAGGGACGGAAAGAAUUAUAAAGGCUACCAUUUUGGCAUAGACAAGGAGCCAUCUACCACCGUCAUCUGUUCAUCUUGUCCUCUUACUGCGUCUGCAGACUUGCUUAACUACGGUUAUGCAUACAUACAUACAUACAUACAUGACAGUUCAUCCGUCGUUUCCGACUAUGACUGCCGUGUGCUCCGCUGAAAGGUGAGAGCAGGGACAGUGGCUUGUGCGUGAUUUAGUUUAUAGUGAAGCUAAACUUACGCCGCAUCUGCUGCUUCCUCUUCUCCUCUCAACCUGGGCCCGGUGUCAAGAAAGACUCAAGAAGAUCGGAGGCAGGAGAGGGCGCAGGUGAAUGGCACGGUCGAGCCCACAACUUGGCGUUACACCCCAUACCCCCCUGGUCCACACAGCAAAUGGCCAGGUUUUUUAACCAACAAAAACAAUGAAGGUGGCGCGGCCAAGGCCGCACCUAGGCGUGCCGUCACACCUGUCUCGGAUUCCACGGAGUGUCAUAAAAGCCAUAUUAAGAAGGAACCAUUGCAGCCGGAGUCUUAGGUCAGCAGUCGGCCGCUCCACCAACACCGGGUCGACUGCGAGGUCCAAGUUUUCCCAUCAGUUGGCAGCCUUUCAAGCCACGGUUUUUAGCGCAGCGUGAUAGCUUUAAGCGCGUCAGAUUGUUUAUAGUGAGGAAAAUGCGCUGAGCCGUCGACUCCGCUCUCCCUUCCCAUUCCCAGGUCCCAGUCACUGUCCGAGCCGGUCAGUUGACAGGUGCGGGGGAUGGGCGCGGUGGCUGACGUACCUAGUGACCUUGUCAGCGCGCGCCACAUGCAGGACCUGCCCCCCCCCCAUACACACAAACACCAGGAUUUCACACAACGGGGGUUGAACGACGUGUCUCUCACUUGCGCAGGUAUGGGCUUUUGGCUAGUACCUGCGCUGUUAGUAUGGUAUCGCCUUACCCUAAAAUAUAGAGGCGGCUUUGAUCCCAUCCAAGUGGAAGUGCCGUAGAGGUUACGCUAAGUAGAAAUCAUUGCAGCCUGACUCUCGAUCCUGAGGGGAGGACCGAGUUAUCCUGCUAGUUGGCAGUCUUCCAAGCCACGACUUCUUCGACACCAUGUAGUUCAAAAGUGCGUCAUAUUGUAUACAGUGAGGAAUGUUCGCUGGGUGCCGCAGAGACGCACUCCCCAAAGUCGACCUCACUCUCUCCCUCCUCUCUCUCUCUCUCUCUCUCUCUCUCUCUCUCUCAGGCACCGGUUCGCUGACCAAGCGGGUCGGCCGUCUGAUGCGGGGAUUUUGCGCAGUUGUCUGGCACGUGGUAAGACUGCGCCUAGGGGUGCGCCACCACGCUCCCCACAUGUGUGGCACCAUUCGUUAUGGGCGUACAGCCUGAUCUGGCCCCGUGUUGGUUUAGCGCACCUCCCGCUUGGCCCCUUGUAAGGCAAUUAAGACUGCUUCUAUGGCUCUGAUAAGAGCAGAGGGAUUAAUAAAGAUGGCCUACCUUGUUGGGUCCGGCAUUUUCCACCGUUGAAGCAGUGGGCGGUGACAAGGAGGAGAGCUGAGGAGGAGUGUCUGAGGAUGUCAACGGUCCCAGCUCAGGGGCCAUAUGAAUGUAGAUUUUCUGUGCCAAAUCCGGUGUCAACUGGAGGUCCCUCUGUGAGUCCCCGCGUGAACCCAGAGCGGCCAUUGUGAGAUGAAGAAGAAUCCUGUGCACCAGGAUUUCACGCCGCGGUGCAGAAGUACACUUCAUAUAUUGUUUACAGUGAGGAAUGUUCGCUGGGUGCAGCGGGGACGCAGUCCCCGAAGUCGACCUCACACUCUCUCUCCAUUCCCUGGUAUCAGUCCUCUGUCCGAGCCGACCAGUCAUCCGUUGCGGGGAUUGGGUGCAGCGGCUGAAAUGCACGAUUCCGCUCCCGAAUUUGACCAGGCAGCAAUCGGGAGAGGGCACCCAAACAUCCGUUGCUUAGAAACGAUGCCCACUAUAUCUACUUGAGUAGGUUAUAGACCUACAGUGCGUGACCUAUCUCAUGAAAUGUUGGCUGAAAUUCUGAAAUGCGUUUUCGAUUAUGAAGGAUUACUUGGUCGCGGUUGUGAUACUGAUUAUCUUAUGGCAUACUCUUAUAACAUUUUGGACUCGGCAGGAUGUGGACUUUUAAAUGCACUUUUUUCAAUCUCCUGUAGAAAGCCUGCUCGGUAAAAGAUGACUAUUUAAGUAGCAUGCAUUUUUCGCAUUGAUUUUCGAUGGUCUUGGAAAUUAAAAUAUAUUUUAUAGAAACCACAAACAAAAAUAUGCUUUCUUUUAGUCAAUCAAUAGAGAAUUACGUCUUCUUUAUAUUUUAUACUUAAAGAAGGAGUAUAAUUAGGUUUUAAAAAAGUUUUCUAAUUGCCGAAUAAUUUGGAGCCUGAUCAUUCGUUGCAUUAGUGCUUAGUGAUUACACUCUACGAGGUGCAUGCGUUCCGCGUAAAGAAAAUCCCAUAUUUUUCUAUGUCAUUAAAGAGAUAUCAUACAGGGCCCAUAAAAUUUUGCAAUGGAUGCGGACAGUGGUAAACGGCCACGUACGAUGCUAUGUGAAUGGACAUAUCGCGGUCUUAAAAAGUCUCAUAAUUAGAAACUUUUUUAAAGCCUAAUUAUACUCCUUCCUUAAGUAUAAAAUAUAAAGAAGACGUGAUUCUCUAUUGAUUGAGUAAAAGAAAGCAUAUUUUUGUUUGUGGUUUCUAUAAAAUAUAUUUGAAUUUCCAAGAUCAUCGAAAAUCAAUGGGAAAAAUGCAUGCUACUUAAGUACAGAUUUGGUGUUUCAUCCGACCUCAGUUUCAUCUGACCUUAAGUCCACAUGCUUUCUCACUUAGAUUAGCAUAGUCUCCAACAGUUGAGCUGCGACCUCUGUAGACCGAUCCAUGGUUAAUCAACCUUGACCUAGGCUUACACGGCUGACGAGUGGCAGCAGUAGUGUUGUUGCGGUUAAAUCCAACUUUACAUACCUUAGGAGAGUUGAGAAACGAUCGCUGUAGACCGACCAUUGGUUCGCCAUCCUUCACAUAUGCUUUCUUAGGUCACGAGCGACGACAUUAGUCCGUCGUUUACAUUUUGGAACUUUCGGUAGAUUUAAAAGUUUUGAAGGAAGGACUCUACGGUCAAGAGGUCUCCACUAAACGCAAAUCUAUUUGAAACAUUGCUGAAGACAAAACUCCGGGAUUAAUGAAAAGUUGUGAUUUUUGGGAUAUUUCGGAUUAUGUUCCAGUGUCUGAUGCAUGGCAGAAUUAGAAAUUGUUGAGCGGACUAUUCGAUAUGGUCUCAUAUGAUCCUUGCUGAUACGAUAAUUUUGCCAAAUUGAGCAUCUUUUAGUUUAUUCCGCACGGCUUUGCAUUGAAUAUUAGUCUAAACAAAGAUGCUGAUAAAUAGGCAAAGCCUGUGCUACUUAGGUCCUGCAAAAUGUCUUUGUGACAAGCAAUUAUAGUAGAAAAUCCUAUUCUGCCGCUGUGCGACUGCUGACGAGACUUGAGAAAGAACCCCAAGGCACAACAGGACGAGUGAGUUCGACAACGUGAUCGGUGAGCGCCUCUCCACCAUAGCAGCUCCUUGGUUUAUUGGAAUUUUUAUAAACAGUCCACUUGUGCACCAAAAUUAUUGUUGGAAUCAACACUCAACUCUACCGCCAUCUUCAAGAACAUAGACGAUGAUUGCAGCCUGAUAUCGACCACUUUGAUUUUUAUCUUACUGUUCUUUGAGUAUCAUCGCUAAAUGGACCUCACCUUUUCCGUCUGUUGACUUUAGAAAAUCUUCUCCGUCAGAUGUGUGAAAUAUUUAUUAAGGAGGCCACGCCAGAAACCUGGCCCCAGGUUUCUCAGAGGUUGGGUCUGACUGAGGAAAUCUCACAGAAAAUUGAGGAGGAAUUCCCCGGCGGAUUUAACUUUAAACGCCGUGUACGGCUAUCUCUGGAGUGCUGGACUGGUCUGGUCCUUGCUGAGUCACGCCAGGACGGCGAUCGUCUGAAAAAUCGUUCUUCUAGUACGCUGACGGUGAAGUCCUCCUCAAAGUCUUCCUCUUCUAUUGACGACCUCGGAACACUCGCAGCCGAGGGCGAGCUCGAGAGGAAGGCCGAAGAGACGGCAACUGAAGGGACCAUACAGCGUACCAAUCUGCGGCUCUCACUUCCAACCGUCGAGGACAAGGAGGCGCUUAGAUCGCAGACCAUCCCAAAAAGCCUCACUGCUGCAAUCACCGGCCCCAAGGCCACGCCCGAGAGAUUUUACCAUGUACUUCGACUGCUACGAUUAGACAACCUAGCUGAUGCAGUUGGGCGUGUCUUCGAAUCCGCAUGGAUUCACCACGUUUAG